Messenger RNA from Aspergillus saccharolyticus JOP 1030-1, 7718 nucleotides. RefSeq names its product putative THO complex component (Rlr1). NCBI's taxonomy places the organism in Eukaryota, Fungi, Ascomycota, Eurotiomycetes, Eurotiales, Aspergillaceae. Gene Ontology annotation, cellular component: THO complex part of transcription export complex. The transcript has 3 exons. Bases 127 to 7443 code for a protein of 2438 amino acids. Gene Ontology annotation, biological process: mRNA processing; mRNA export from nucleus. The record is from RefSeq and is a predicted model, not a curated record. Gene Ontology annotation, molecular function: mRNA binding.
UCGCACGAUUUUUCCCACUUCUGACCCCCGCAUGAGUUUUCCACAGCAGGUCCGCCGCAUGAACUGCGACCUGUCCGGGACUCGUCAGUUCUCCCCCUCAGCCCUCUAGCUUUGAUUGACCCUGUCAUGGCUCCUGGUGCCGGAGGAAAGAGAAAAAGAGGCGAUCGAUCGUGGUCUGGCGAUUCCGGGAACGACGGUUCACGACCAUCCCCCCACCGACCAGGUAAUCUCAACAUGGCGCAACACAAUCACGGCCCACAGUCUCGCGACUACGAUUCGCGUGGCCGCGGACGCAGGCCUCCCGGGCGAGGCAGAGGUGGGAAUAUGAAUAUGGGCCGACGCCCCAGUGGCGAUAACCAAAACUUCGCCGGCGGUCGGAGGGACACGGCCAUGUCCCCGCCCAGCAGCGUCCCGAUGAAAGACGCGCCGGACUCUAAUCAGACCAACGGAGCUUCUGUGAAUGCGGACCAGCAUAGACCUCCUCCAUCACCGUCACCUGUCCCCUUAUCGGCCCCGUCACAGCCACAACCCCAAAUACAGAUAACUCCGUCCCCAGCGCCAAGUCCCGCCCCGGCGCCGCCAAUGCAAAUAUCAAACGCUCCCGUGCAGCCUCCCCCCGGGCCCCCUCCGCCAUACGACUACGAGUAUGUUACACAGGCAGCCAUUGAUAACUGGGCGGCCUCAGGUAGGAAGGAAGUUGUGGAAAAGGGAAUCCAAGCGAAAGAUGCGCAGGAUGCUUCUAGCCUAGCAUCGGUAUAUCAAGAGCUCAUCCGCUCAGCUCUUUACGGACGCUUGCCGCCAGACCACGCAGGCUCAGCAGUUCGGAAUAUCAUCGGAGAAGAUGUUGAUUCAGAGAACGUCGAUAUGAACGGGGAGCGACCAACAUCAAAUCUCCUUGAUACGCGAUCUCUGUUCUUAGACACCUUGUCCAUUCUUACCGAUUCCGACACAUCGAACAAUGCUCUGAGACCGCUUGUAUUCGCCACCGGCAUCAAUGCUGCACUUAUGCGAGUGCAGCUUGACACGCAGCUCCUCCAGUCGCUCGGCCUCGUCCGUGAAACCUUCACCCGUAUGGGAAUUCGCAAACAGACCAAUCUCUUGUACCGGCAGUCGAACUACAACCUUUUACGCGAGGAGUCUGAGGGUUACUCUAAGCUCUUGACCGAGCUUUUCACAACGAGUAGUAAUGAGCCUCCAUCUAGUGAAGUGGUGGAAGAUACUUUCGAGAAAGUCAAGGCGAUGAUUGGUGCUUUUGAUAUGGAUGUUGGCCGUGUGUUGGAUGUCACUCUGGAUGUCUUUGCUGCGGUUCUUGUUAAACAGUAUCGUUUCUUCGUCAAGCUUUUGCGAGCCAGUUCGUGGUGGCCCAAAGAGGACAACUUCCGCAACAUGGAAGACGGAAACCGUGAUUCUGGUCUCCCAAGAUGGGCUCUACCCGGUUCAACUGGGUGGAUGACCACGGAUGAAGAGCGAGUUGAGAUCAUGCAAGCCAACGAGCAGCGAGAUCGCCAAUUCUGGAUCCGUGUAAGAGAGAUUGGGAUUCGGGCUUUCUUUGAGAUCGGCCGACGACCUGUAACUCAGGAGGAACUCCAGCGCAUCCUUCCUGAAAGCAACAGUCUUUCUGACGAUGAAAAAUCAAUGCGGAAAUGGAUCGAAGAGACGGGUACGUUGCCGCCCAAAGGCAGUCGAGUCGCCGCCCAGCUUCUUGGUUUCAAGCUUCGAUUCUAUUCUUCCAAAGCUCGCUCAAAGUGGGAUGUCCUACCAGACAAUCUCAUCUACCUGGCAGCCCUGCUGAUAAAGGUGGGGUUUAUCUCGCUGCGUGACCUAUAUCCUCACCUUUGGAGACCAGACGACUCGAUGGAUACACUGAAGGAGGAAAAGCUCAGGGAGAAGGCCGAGAGAGAGCGAGCGGCACGUCCGGGAGGUGGUGUGAAUGCUUUGAUGAUGGCCGGUGCCCUGUCGGAUGACACCCUCCCUAUGCCUCGCAUCCGUGAAUCCGAGACCCGGUCGGCCACUCCUGGGAAGGAUCACGAAGCGGACAAAGCUGCCGCUGCGAAGGCGGAAGAGGAAGAGCUGCCAGAACCUUCAGAUCAGAAGGUCAUGCUGUUGAAAAGUCUCCUUGCCAUCGGCGCACUUCCCGAAUCCCUGUUCAUCCUCAGCAAAUUUCCAUGGCUCAUGGACGUCUACCCCGAACUCCCCGAAUUCAUCCACCGUAUCCUUCAUCACUGUCUCAGCAAGGUAUACGCUUCCCUGCGCCCACUUCCUUCUGUGGAAGGGCUCAAUGAAGAAAAGCAAAUACCGAGCCAAGAUCAAGCAGGUCUCGCAAAGGGUCAGAUUCGACUGGCCCAAGCGCCACCACGACGCGUUCUUCGAUGGGCACAGCUAGACAAGGACGACACCAAUGACGGUACCGAUUAUCGAUUCUACUGGGAUGACUGGACCGAUAAUGUCCCCGUUUGCCAGUCGGUGGAUGAUGUUUUCGCGCUCUGUUCCUCAUUUCUCAACCUGUCAGGUCACAAGAUCGGACAAGACUCGAGUCUCCUCUCGAAGCUUGCCCGAAUCGGAAAGGAUAGUCUCAGUCAAGAUGAUUCCCCGGCGAAUAGGGCCCGUUGGCAGGAUCUUUGCAAGAGACUCCUGAUUCCUUCUAUUAGUCUCACCAAAGCAAAUCCCGGCGUUGUGAAUGAGGUCUUUGACCUUGCCAGUUUCUUCUCCAGAGAAACCAGAUAUAACAUGUACGCGGAAUGGAACUUGGGACAAACGUCUCGACUACCGGACCUCAAAUCCGCGUUUGACCAAGCAAGGGCCGAGACGAAAGACGUCCUCAAGAGGUUGAGCAAGACAAACAUCCGUCCAAUGGCUCGUGCCUUGGCCAAGAUCGCUUAUGCCAACCCCGGGAUUGUCAUCAACGUCGCCAUCAACCAAAUCGAAUCUUACGAGAAUCUUAUCGAAGUUGUUGUGGAGUGCGCGCGUUACUUCACAUACCUGGGAUACGAUAUCCUGACCUGGGCAUUGAUUAGUUCUCUCGGCCAGAAGGGCCGAAGCCGUGUACAAGAAAGUGGUCUGUUGACCAGCCGUUGGUUGAACGCCUUGUCCACCUUCGCGGGAAGGACUUUCAAACGAUACUCAGUGAUGGACCCCGCUCCAUUGCUGCAGUACGUCGUCGAGCAGCUGCGCCAGAACAAUUCGACGGAUCUUAUCGUCCUGGAGCAAUUGAUCAGCUCCAUGGCAGGUAUCAUCACGGACACUAAUUUUAAUGAGGCACAGAUUCAAGCAAUGGCAGGUGGAGAAGUCCUUCAAGCCCAAACUAUCUUGCAGCUCCUCGACAAACGGCACGAAUCAAAAAUGACCUCAAGGCGACUCAUGAAAUCUUUGACUGUCUCCAAACUCGCCGGGCAAUUGUUGAUUGCUAUUGCCCAGGAACGCCUGACAUGCAUCUUUAAGGAGACUGAAGGUGCUUCUGAGCUGAAGCUUUUGGGUAACAUUUUUGAUGAGAUUCACCGUAUUUUGGCACAGUAUCUUGAUUUGCUCCGUAGCAAUCUUACUGUGGAGGAGUUUGAUUCUUUUGUUCCCGACCUAGCUUCGCUCAUCGGUGACUAUGGCAUUCAACCAGAAGUAGCCUUCUGGAUUCGGAGGCCAAGUAUUGCGCUGAAGAUUGCAGAUAUUGAGAGACGCGGACAGGAUGUUGAGGAUUCGGGGGCUGUCAACCGGAUCACUACGGAGAGGCGUCAGGUCAAGGCUGAUGGUGAUAAGAUGGACACAGGUGGAGAUGGAGAGACGGCCACUGGUGAAGGAGACCAGUCCACGGAGCACACGAUGGAAGUGGAUCAGGAGAAGCCAGAAAGCACGUCUAAUGUGCAAGGCAGCACGGACACUGGUACCGCAACCAUCGAGGCACCCCCUCUCAACCCAGUCAUCCAGGAUCUUCAAGAUCAAGUCAAGGCUGUCUUACCGACUGACACAUGGGGAACUGUUGGUCUCCAAUUUUACGUCACCUUCUGGCAAUUGUCACUUUACGACGUGCAUAUCCCGCAGAAAGCUUACGAAGAUGAAAUCGACCGCCAGAAACGCAAAGUCAUCGCCAUCAACAACGACCGGUCCGACAUCAGCAUGGCCGGCACGCAAAGAAAGGAACGUGAGAAGAGGCACUUGACUCAGCUUCAGGAUCGGAUCUUGGAGGAGAACAAAGCUCAUCUAAAGGCCUACGGUCAAACGAGGACGAAACUGCAAAAAGAGAAAGACCGGUGGUUCGCAGGCAUGCGUGGCAAGCACGAUGCUCUGAACGUUGCUCUCCUGGAGCAGUGUUUCCUGCCCCGUCUGCUUUUGUCACCCAUUGAUGCGUUCUACUGCUUCAAGAUGCUCAAGUUCCUUCAUUCUACGGGUGCCCCCAACUUCCGAACUGUCGGCCUCUUGGAUCAGCUCUUUCGGGAGCAGCGACUGACAGCUUUGAUCUUCCAGUGUACAUCAAGAGAGGCGGACAAUCUUGGUCGCUUCUUGAACGAGGUGCUCCGUGAUCUCGGCCGUUGGCAUGCAGACAAGACGGUCUAUGAGAAGGAAGCUUUUGGAAAUAAGAAGGAUCUGCCCGGUUUCGCCUUCAAUGUUGACCCCGAAGGGAAGCCCGGGACCUUUCUUGAAUAUGAGGACUUCCGACGACUGCUGUACAAAUGGCACCGUCUCAUAGCAUCAGCACUGAAAACCUGCUUGAAUGGUGGAGAAUACAUGCACAUUCGAAACGCUAUCAGUGUACUCAAGGCCAUCGUACAGCAAUUCCCUGCCGUGAACUGGAUUGGUCGAGACAUGCGCAAUAGCAUGAAAUCUCUUAGCGAGAAUGAUGAACGUGACGAUGUCAAGAUCCCGGCUGCUUCGCUCAUCGGUGAUCUCAACCGAUGUGAAAAGAAGUGGAUUCUUCCCCAAGCAUUCAUGAUCGCAAGUCAACCCGCGUCAGGGAAGGCGAGUGCACCGAAUGCGACAGGAAAGCCCGGCACGCCGCGCCCUCCAUCUGAUACUCCAGCUUCUUUGAAUGCUUCUGCGCCCGAAUUCAGACCUACAACAGCCAACGAAAACCAAGGCACUCCGAAUACCGAGGCGUUGACCCGGGCAGAGGUUGAAGAUGGUGAGAUUGAAGAUGCGAGAAUGGCCGAUGCGCCGGCCAAGGAUGCGGAAGAAAGCAUCCAAUCAACUCAACAAGCCCAGACAACCGACACUGCAGCCUCUCAGCCCAAUGUAGCUGAGGCCCAACAUACUGAGACUCUAGAAUCAAGUGGCCGCGGCCAGACCUGGGACGAUAAAAACGCGCCCUCUCUGGCAGCAGGGCCAUCUGAAGCCGAACCUGCUCCUCGUCCCCACGUUCCUGCAUCACCUGCUGAGCCGUCAGCUGCACCCAGAGUUUCCGAGCCUAGUAGGCCGCCCCCCAAUAUUCCGAAGCGCCCCGACUUCGACAGAGCGCCGUCUGGGACACCAAACUCCCGUAAUCAAACUCACCUUCCGACUCGACGACUGCCGCCACGACCUGAUCUUAUGGAUGAUCGACGCGAGAGACAUGCAGAAUACCCCCGCGGCGGCCGGUUCGGUGGGGAGCACGAGUACAACCGCCCGUUCGAUCAACCGAUGGGCGAUGGGCGGACUUACGGUCGGCUUGAGCGGGGAUUUCCUGGCCGGCCCCCUGUGGAUGAGCCAUUCCGCGGUCCUCCUCUUCGAGACGGACGACCUCAGCGGGAGAAUGAGUGGCCGGAUCGGACUGGCCGCUUGCGUCCUGACGGCCGAGACAGCCUUCCAAAUGUCCGGCCAGGCAUGCCCACUCACCCCGAUCGCCUUGACAUGAUCCUUGAUCACCCGGAGCGGCCAGGAGACAAUUUUCGCAGGGGCGAUACAGGAAGGCAGGAAAGAGACGAGCGGCGAGCUCUACCCGCCCGUGCGUUGUCGCCUGUGCCCGUGGAGCCCCCGAGUAGUCGACCAGAACGAUUUCCGUCCGAUGAUCGUCGGUCUGCCAACUAUCCUCAACCGCACAUGCGCGGCGAUGAUAUGCCCACAGGACCCAGCAGUGAGCGGUUUGGUCGGCAGCCCAUUGAUUCGGAUCCUGGCGUUGACAUGACGGCGGGACGUCUGAGGCAGCCCGAGCCAUCGGCUGACGUGCCUCUUGGCCCGCGGGGUAGAAAUCCGUCCGGGCGAGGUGGUCGUAACGUGUCCGGCACACCUCAUACUGGCCUUUCGUCUACCGCUUCCAACACUGGAACUGCACCCGGCCGUCCGCCUCCUACAGGGCCUGGCCGCCAAAAUGCUCGCGCUGCGCUGGAUCAGCCGCCAUCAGCGGGGCCUCCUUCGCCAACCGCCGAGAAGCUCGACACCAGUGGCAUCCAUCCUGACCGGUUGAAGGUCCUGCAACAACAGCCCAAGGAGACUUCCUAUGGCGGCAAUCCUAGGUCGCAUCCUUCCUCAUCCCCCGCCUCUGGCAUUCCUCCUCCAUCUGGUCCCCGGGGAGCUGCUGGACCACCUAGUGGGCCAUCGUCGACCCCUCGGGGUCCGCCUUCUGGGCCUGGGUUUGGCGGUGAACGAGGCCGCGGCGACAAACGCUUCGCGGGGAUCAACAACAUGUUGCAGCAAUCCGGAGGGCCGCCCGAGCGGAAUCCCGGACCUAUGAUCCGGGGUCGCGGUGCCAACCGACAAGCGUCUGCUGCCAACGCCCCUUCCCCGCAAUCAACGCGCCCACCCACUCCGGUGGGAAUGGAGGAGAGUGGUCGUCUUGGCCCUCCUUCGCAAGGAAGACCCGACCUGCUCGCUGGACGACCCUCGGGACCAUCGUACCCGGAGGAUGACAGUCCUCGCAACCGAUUUGGCAGUGGGCGAGGCGAAUUGAUUGACGAAAGCGGUUCUGAGGGCCGAAGAUCUAUACGAUAUUCUUCCGGCGGAAGCUUCAAUCGCGGUGGCGGCGGCGGCGAGGAGGAGGGAUCACGGGGGAGCAAUCGCCGGGAGGACCACCGAGAACGCACACGGGAUUAUGAGCGCGAACGCAGCCGUCGCAGCGACGCUGGCGCGGGCACUCCGCGGGAAGAACGCUUCGAGUCUCGCGAGGUGUCUCGGCGCGGUGCGGGUGCACGCGAGGACAAUCGACGACGACGAGAGCGCGAUGACGGAUCGGAUCUUGCUCCCAGCGGCAGUCAAGACCAUGAGGGACGCUUGAGGCCACCGUCUUCUCUUGGCGGACCACCCCCUCCAGCCCCGCCACCGGCUGGCGCGGAGGAGGAACCACGCCGCUGGAGCGGUGGGCGCGAAGGGCGAGACCGUGACCGCAACCGUGAUCGUCAGCGCGAUCGCGAUUAUCACCGGGACGGUGCUGGCGGCCCUCAUCGCAAGCGCAAUCGACCGGGCGACGAAGGAAGCCACGGCGAGGGAGGCGGACGAGGCGGAAUGCGUAUGGGAGGAGAAAUUAAACGUCCUCGACGUGGGGGUUGAUUUGAUUGAUACCAGUGGAAUGCCAUGUUUUCUUUUCUUUUCUUUAAGUGCCUCAGGUCUUCCUACACCCACCCACCAUCUCUCAUUCUCUCUCUUUCCUAUUGAAUUUACUUUGUAUCUCGUGCACUGGAUCCCAUGCAUUGUUGGACGGUGUUAGGAUAUUAAUUCUUUUUUUUUUUUCUCUGCAGUGUUCUGCUGGAAGGCACCAACCAAUUGGCUGAGCUUGUGGCCAUCCUAGGGGGCAAUUGCAUUUGUGUAACAUAGUAACAUAGUAC